AACAAAGCAGACAGAACCGAAGGAGUCGGGAGUAUAUAAGACUUACAGCAACCAGAAGUGAAAGACAGCAGAAGAAAUUGUACAGACCGACCGGACAGAAGUAUGGUCGAAGUCGAUCCUGAGGUUCUGCAGGCAUAUCGUGAAGCGCGUGCCAGAGAGACAGCGGAAGCAUUAAUAAGGACCGACGCAAAGCCAGACCAAGCCGAGCAAGCACAACAGAUCCUCCAGGACGAAGGCCCGAAACAAGCUGCGGAGCUCAAAAAAGAGGACGCUGCUGCGACGAGUGAUUCCGCCAAUAUGAACGAAGAGCGCAGAGAGAGUACGGUCGAGAACAAACUCGGACUGGAUCAGGAUCGCAUGAAGUGACUGGGUCUAGGUCUAGGUCGGAAGAUGGAGAAGCGGCGUGGAGUGCAACAGCAGGUACAAGAGCACAUUCCAGACGGAACAGCAUGGGUGGCUGAAGUCAGCUGUAAGAGGCGGAAAACAUGUACGCACCUGAGCUCCUGGACAGCAUUUGUGGAGUACGUCAGAAAGCCGCAAUGAUCGAUGUUGAGUGGGCGAAAUGAAAAGGCUUGGGACCGCAUAUGGGCUUUGUCAUGUGAGCAGUGGUCCAAUUGGACUGACCGAUAUGAGCGC
Molecule: messenger RNA, 636 nt
Organism: Cercospora beticola
Lineage: Eukaryota; Fungi; Ascomycota; Dothideomycetes; Mycosphaerellales; Mycosphaerellaceae
Source: RefSeq, a predicted model, not a curated record